This is a messenger RNA of Labeo rohita (rohu), 2540 nucleotides long. It is a transcript of the gene m6pr, whose product is annotated as mannose-6-phosphate receptor (cation dependent). Gene Ontology annotation, cellular component: Golgi apparatus; trans-Golgi network; endosome. Lineage: Eukaryota; Metazoa; Chordata; Actinopteri; Cypriniformes; Cyprinidae. The transcript has 7 exons. Gene Ontology annotation, biological process: protein targeting to lysosome. The record is from RefSeq and is a predicted model, not a curated record. Bases 311 to 1102 code for a protein of 263 amino acids. Gene Ontology annotation, molecular function: protein domain specific binding.
UCACAUGUGGCGCCUGUUUAGUUUCACUUCCGCGUUUGAACAGAAACCAGUAAAUGCUUUAAAUAAUGCAAGCGUUUUAACGCGAAUAUAGUCUGAAGUUUGUUUAUUCAAUGUAUGAUAAUCGAUACCAGUGCUAUAUUUUAACGUGAUGUCGUUAAGUGUUGUUUAAAGACGUUAGUGCGACAGUUUGGGAAAGAGAAGAUCCCCAGGCUGGGUGGACACAACUAGACAGCUAAUUAACACCUUCACUUUUAUUUAUCUACAGUAAACACGGUCAUAGGAAUUUCGAAAGGUGUCACCUCUGAAAGCCAUGUUGCUGUCUCUGAGAAUAAUCACUCCUCUUUUCGUACUACUUGCUGGAGUGCAAGCGGAGUUCAUCACAGACAACUGCAAGCUGAUUGCAGAGAGCAAGUCUCAGCAAAAUGCGCUUCAUUUACUAGAGCCUCUCACCAAUCGAUCCUUCACCGUGGCAGAAGAGGAAUAUUCCUAUAUUUUCCAGGUAUGUGGAGAUGCUGGUGGAGUGAAGGGUGCAGGUCUUGUGCAGCAAGAAAAAAAAACUGGAAAGCACGUUCAAGUUGGAUGCUACAACCAAACACGAGCUAUAAAAGGAAGUGACUGGAUUCUGCUCUUCUACGAGGGGGGAGAAAGAUACGACAGCCACUGUUCAAAAGAGGCAAGAAGAGCCAUGAUUAUGAUUUCAUGCACAACAAGUACUGAGGAGACAUUUUCAGUGGUUUUGGAGGACAAUGAGAAGCAACAGGACUGUUAUUACCUGUUUGAGCUGGACUCUAAAGCAGUCUGUCCUAUAAUCCCAUCCAAACUCAGUGCCGGCUCCAUACUCCUUAUUGUUGUAUUCAGCUGCCUAGCUGUGUAUCUUACUGGUGGAUUCCUCUAUCAGCGACUAGUAGUUGGAGCCAAGGGAGUUGAACAGUUCCCCAACUACUCCUUUUGGUCCGAAAUCGGCAACUUAUCUGCUGACGGAUGUGAUUUUGUCUGUCGUUCCCGUGGGAACAGAGAAGAACCACCCACAUAUAGAGGCGUGGCUACUGAACCUCUAGGGGAGGAGCCAGAGGAAAGGGAUGACCAUUUACUUCCCAUGUGACCAAAUCAUAACAACCAAUGAGAAAAGAGGCUGGACAGUUAUUACGGUUUUGUAACCCAAAGAGCGAUGUUUAGUUCAGCAGGCGUGUUGCUAGUUAAGAAGUGCUGCUGUUUAUUUUAUUAUGGCUUUUUUUUGUCCCAAUAGCACUUAUUCUCUAUUUAUCCCUUACAAUGUUAAUUUGGUGUUUGUUAAAUGUAAAAGUUUGCUAGUUUUCAAAAUUCCAAAGACCCACAAGUAUAUUUGAUAAUUUAAUAUAUGAUCAUAAUCAACAUGCAACACUGUCCCUGCUUUCUCUCUUUAUAGGACGUAAAAGACAUCAACACUGCUUGACUGCAUUACUUGUAGUUUGGUACAAGUACUUAAUUUGUUUAGAACGGUUAAAUCAAGUUUUACUUGUAGGAUGAACCUAUGUUUGAUAAAACUGAAAUGAAUUAAGCUUAUGCUCCACCCGCUUAUUCCCAAAUUUUCAAAAAUUAACUAAUAUUGAUUAUUUAACAAAUUAAACUAACAAAUAUGCUCUGCUUUACAUUCCAAAUUAGCUGUUUGUUGUGGAAUAUUGUGCUAGUAUGAAGAAGUUACAAGGAUCUGAUAAGGCCUACCUCUUCAGCCUGUUACAGUCUGUAGGCGACGUUUCCUAAUGAUGUUAUUAAUAUCAAAGUUUAGAUACAUUUCUAGAAUAUAAAAAGGUGUUCUGGGAGAGCCCCAGUCUGCAACAUUACUGUUGAUAACAAUUAACAGUUAAAGUGAAACAACAUGAAAGAAAAGGAGUUUUUGUUUGUUUUACAUGAUAUUGCAAAUGUUUGAUUCUUUGAUGGUGGGAUCUAUUUCACAUGGUAUAAAUGACUGUAAAUCUUCAGUGGAAACCACAGGACAAAUUCCAGACUAUGACAGAGCAGCAUUGUUUUCUUUCACCGCUUUUAAGUAAUAUUUGUUUAAAUGCACUGAAGCUUUUUUUUUCGUUUUUUUUUUUUCGUCCUACAUUUUCCUUACACAUAACCAUGUUCUUGAGGAGCCAAGAUUAUGGUUGAGCACAAACACUCCUGUUUUUUGAGGUACGUAGAUCAUAGCCUUAUAACCCUUUAUAGAAUCAGGAGGAAGAGAGCUGAUGGUUAUAAACCCAAGCCAUACAAGGUGCUCCGUUAUUAUGUAUCACCGAAGUUUUGGUCUGUGUAUAAAAGAGAGUUAGAGCCUCAAUGAAAAGCACUUCUACUCAUCAGACUGAUAGUACUAGUUUAGCCUCUUCUUUAGUAAUAGAGUCCAUAUUAACAGCAGAAAUGUAUGAUGCAUUUGGCUUCAUGAGAUACAAGCCUAUGCAAAGAGGUGACUUCACUGUUCUUGCUACUGCUUUAUUGUUCUUUACAAUUUUAGUGUGAAAAUAUUAAUUUUGUUUGCUUUGGAAUUGAGGAGAAAGUGUGAAUAAAGUGUUUGAUUACUGGUG